Blumeria graminis f. sp. triticale is the source of this 486-nucleotide messenger RNA. The record is from the annotation of a GenBank genome assembly. NCBI's taxonomy places the organism in Eukaryota, Fungi, Ascomycota, Leotiomycetes, Helotiales, Erysiphaceae.
AUGCGAUUUUCCAAGGUGGCCACAAUCCUUCAAGGCGCCAGCUUCUUGGUGGCAACCUCUGCUAGCUUUACGACGGCUCAUGUACCCAUGGAAUCUAAAGUUUUUAAUUGUUUGGGGCGCAAACUUAUGAAAGCCGAUUUCCUACAAGAAAAACAGGUCGCAGUCAGUCUUAUAGCAAAACGCAAAUUGGUGGGGAGAUCAUCAGUUGACAUGGAAGAAGAAUUCUUAAAUGAUAGACAAUCAAAAACGAUAAUGUAUAGUGACCAGCAAACAACUACGUACUAUUUAUAUUGGCUCAAUCACUUAUGGUAUACUGAAAAUGAUGACGUCUAUAAACAUCAUUUCAUGCAUUACCUCUUAAUUGAUAACCUUCAUCGAGUUUCUGGCAUCAUGAUUAAGGAGAGGUGGACUAUUCAAGACCAGAGCGCAGCGGUGGAUAGUGGAUCAAGAGCACCAAAAGAAUCAUUUUGCUCCAUUGGUGAUUAA